Molecule: messenger RNA, 1464 nt
Organism: Nothoprocta perdicaria
Lineage: Eukaryota; Metazoa; Chordata; Aves; Tinamiformes; Tinamidae
Gene: DTWD2
Product: DTW domain containing 2
Exons: 6
Source: RefSeq, a predicted model, not a curated record
CAGCAGGAGCAGGAGCAGCGCGAGGGCUGCGCGGGCCUGUGGGAACUGCCCGUGGAGCGCAGCGAGAGGCGGCCCCAGUGCGGGCGCUGCGGCCGUCCACAGAAGGUCUGCUUGUGUCCAUUCCUGCCAGUGCAUCCCCUGAAAGUCUCCACCUGCUUGUAUAUAAUCCAGCAUCCAGCAGAGGAAAGCCGAGUGCUAAGGACGGUUCCUCUGCUAGCAGCUUGUCUCCCUCCAGACAAAUGUAAAGUUUUGAUCGGUCGCCGUUUUAGUGAAGACAGGUAUCCUGAAUUAGCAACAGUUUGCAGAAAUCCCAAUACUCUAAUUUUGUAUCCUGGAGCUGAAGCAACUAACUUGGAAGAAAUUGCACUGAUGCCUUCUAGUCCAUCUGUGAUGAUAAUCAUCGAUGGAACAUGGAGUCAAGCUAAAGAUAUAUUUUACAAAAAUUCUCUCUUCCGUCUUCCCAAGCAGGUGCAGCUAAAAACCAACAUUUCAAGUCAGUAUGUAAUUCGUACACAGCCAACAAACACUUGUCUUUCUACCCUUGAAUGUGCAGCUAUUGCUCUCACAAUUAUGGAAAAAAAUAACAGCAUACAAGAGACUAUACUCCGUCCACUUCAAGCAUUAUGUUCUUUCCAGCUUCAGCAUGGUGCCCAGAUCCAUCACAGCAAAGAGCAUCUCCUCAGAAAUGGCCUAUAUGACAAGCCUAUGCCAAAGAAUAAACGCAAACUCAGAAGAAUGGAACUUUUGGUAAAUAAUGUUAAAAUAUAGGAAAACUAUGCUGAUAAUACAGUGGAAUUUAUUUGAAGCUAACAAAUGAAUGAGUCUGGACUUAAACCACACAGCCAUUUUUAGUGGUUGAUUUUUCAUUCUGCAGAAGACGAGGUGCCUUUCUUCAAAUCUGAAAAGAGCAUUCUUCUUAUUUCCUGAUUAAGGAAAAGAAAAUCUGAAAAUAAUUGAAAAUUAUGUUACCUCUUGGUUGAAAAGUGACUCAGCAUGACUCGAUAAAUAUACUUUAAAGAAGCUUUUGGUAGUACUGAAAGCUAUUUGAACUUAAUUGCAAUGGUAGUGCUUAAGCAUUUAGACGUAUGUUGAUUUUCUAUCGAAAAAAAUUAGUAUCUAAUUACAAUAAAUUUUCAAACAUUAAAUUCCUUAUUUCAACUGAGCAUAAGACAAUAUUUGUAUAAUUUUUUAAAUGUUGAGACUUCAAUUUGUUACACUGUUAGGAUUUCUUUUUGUAAAUUUAUACGCAUCUUAUAAUGUCAUUCUAGUUUGUUCCUCUGAUGCAAGAUAAACCCAUAUAUAUUUUAAUGGAACCUGAACACUUCAAAUGUAAAUUGGAAGGAUGGGGUUAUUGAACGUAGAGAUAUGAUUAUUGUAAUUACAACUCAGGUUCUUCACAUUUUAGUUGAGCAAAACUAUUUGUAUCUGCAUAGGGAAGGUAAGAUACAGGUGUGUGUGGUGUGU